AUAAAGUGAACACCGCUUGGAAGGGAGGGUUUUAAACACUUCCUGAAAAAGUUACACACUCAGGUGUGCGCAUGAAGUAGCGUGGGUUUCACAGUCAUCAUGACAGCAUGGAUAUGCGGAUUUUUAAACUUCUUCUUUUAGGAUUAAUUUGCAGUUAUCAAUUUCCGAUUGCAUCUCAAGCGAAACACAUACCAUGUCGUUCUCGGGUAUCCAGCGACACCAUGCAAGAGACAUUCUGUCAACUCGGCGAGCCCGACAAGGAUCACAACAAGUUGUCCUGCCUGCGCAACGAGGAAGUCGUCAUCACUGACGUCAUCCAGGGCAUCAAAAGCCAAGCUGCGUGCACGCGCCAGGUCAUAGGUCAUGACAACGUAAUCUUCUGCUGCAAGAAACAGGGGAGUGACAUCUUGUUGGACGCCAAUUGUCUGAGACGCAUGACGCACGAGGAGGAAAGGGAGCGGUAUACCUCGGCGCUCCUGUCAAUCCUGAGCACGUGCAGUCAGAGGAGAUCGUGCGUCCUCAAUUACACGACGGCCAUGUUGAUUCCAAGAGGGGUGGAGUCUGUGGAUAAAUUCGCAGCUUACGUAGAAGUUGCGUAUACGUGUUAUAAAGAACAGUCUCAUAAAACAACGCAAAUCAGCUUCUGCGAUGCUGUCACCGGAAACGGAAGCAGCGUCUUUUUGAGAAGCCCGGAUAAAUACUCGGUGACCGCAGACGAUUCGUUCAACUGCUCGUGCAGUGUAACCUCCGCCAGCCGUAUUAUCGUGGUGGCGUUGGACGUCAGACUGGGUACCAGUGAAUCUUCGUGUGGUGACGUUCAGAUGGUGUUUGCAAAUCGCACGGACCAGUCUUACCUGACGUGCGAAGAAGACAAUGUGGUGUUUGGAUCGACGACCAUGAUGGAAGGCAACCAGACGGUCUCCAUUCACCUGAAUCGACUCCACAUGUCACGGGUUCCCAGUAUGGUGUGGCUUAACAUUUCAGCCAUAGACGGGUCGCAAGUAAUAAUAGUUUGUACAGAACCAGCACAUCCGCAACCUUCAGAGAUUCCGCCAGUUCCACGAAUUGAAGCUAACAGAGAAACUGAGUAUGGUUUCACUUACUGGUCGUUUGUGUUUGGAGUAGUCGGUGUGAUAGGCGCGUGUUGCACGAUGGGUAUCGCGCUCGCCAUUUUUCUCACCUGUAGACGAAGACUACGCACCAGAGAUGAGAAGUAUGACCUUGAACCCACGUACGCCACGGUUGCGGACUACGUGCACCACAGCACGCCGAUGAGGAUGUCUCGAAACAGUCUGUACUCACAGAAGAAGUCGCGGAACCUCUCGGGCGACACCUACCGGUCAGAUUGCGACAGCCACGACGGCUACAGCAUUAGCACGCUGGAGAAACGCCCCCCAAUUCCGCCCUCCCCUCCGCCCAAGACGUACGACGCGUACAAGCGCGUCAAGGGAGGCGACUCUAACAAGCUAACGGUGGACGUGGCCAUUACACCGACCAAGGUGGAAUUUAUAGACUCGCCCACGUCCGAUGAGAGACUUAUUAGCGAGAAUGAGGAUGCCGAAGAAGAGCAAGUGACCGAAAAUAUCAUGGUUACAAAAUUAUGAAGAAAAAAAAUCCCCAUAAAAUAAAACCUACUGUUUGAUUUUAAUGUAUUGAGACUAUUAAUCCUAGUUUUCUGGAAAUGUUGUGGUUGCUGAUUCUGGAAAAUUUCUGAAUUCAGUCUAGUUCUUGUUCCAGACAGAUUCUUAGUUGAAGUCUUGAUCACACACUGGAUACACAGACGAUCCAAUGUCGCUUGCUAUUUGUAAAGUGUAUCCAGUAUCUCAGACUCAUAUCUGAAGAUAAUAUGGUUACAAAAUCAUGAGAAAAAAGAAACGAACUAAGGUCUUCUGUUUGAUUUUAGAGAAUUAAGACUACUAAUCCUAGUUUUCUGGAAAUUUAGUGUUACUGAUUCAGGAAAAUUUCUGAAUCCAGUCUAGUUCUUGUUCCAGACAGAUUCUUUAAGGCGAUUCCACACAAUACGAUUGUCUCGUACGUGAAUAGCCGAUUAUAUAGCAAUUGAUGAAAUUGAUGUCUUGUCACAAUCGGCUAUUCUAGAGGCUAUUCUCGUACGAUGCACUCGUAUCGUGUGGCGUCGCCUUUAGUUAGUCUUAAUCACACACUGGAGACCGACGAUCCCAUGUUGCAUGUUUGUUGUACAGAGUGUUCGCAGUAUAUCAGACUCGUGAAUCGAAAUCGACCAAGACUCAGUUUGAAUCCGUUCUAUUUCUGUGGAGUGUUCAGGAGGUGAACACUUUCGAGCAGUUUUGACUGUUUUCCAUCUGUAUCCCAUCACAUUCAUUUUACGUUCAGCGCAAAAACCAAAGAGCUAUUUCACAAAAGAUUGUAAGCCUAUUUUGUCACGUAAACGUAAAUCUAUGGCUAAACGACAAUUCUUAUUAGUAUUACCAAUACAACAAAUAUACAUGUAGUUUGAAGUAGACGUAUUUCAUUUUCUUUUGUCCUUAAACUGCUGCAUCUUCCGUAAAAACAAAUUGCGAGAUAAAUGCCAAAUACGUAUAAACGUAUAACAGAUAUAACUGUUAAUCACACACGUAAACGUACUAUGUUUUGUGAAAUUCGGUCUUGGCUUGCGAGCGACCGCGAGCGCUUGGUUUCCAAUUCGAUCCCAUUGUGAGAACCUGAUGUUAAAUUAAUAAUGUCUAUAAGAUACCAGUCUACCAAUUUCUCUUCUUGAACGCGGCUGGAUGACAAAAUAACGAGACUUUAGUAUAUGAAUGUUAAUUUGUGAUUUGUUUUCCCACCUUUAUACCUGUCUCAGUAAUUAUUACAAUUCAUUAAUAUGUAUAUUUAUCCGGACUGUAUGGAAGGAAGAUUGGUCUCAACAUUGACAAGUUCACCAAGGAUCUGGAAGUUACCAGUAUUUUGUUUUUCGUUGAUGAGCAUUUGACUUUCCAUCUAUGAUUAUGACUUGGACAAGGGUGGAUCCAGGAGGCGGGGACAAGGAGGACCUUUGGGGUUUUUUAAAGCAAUUUUUCUUUUACAAUUUUCUUUUCACGAAUGCUAAAUGUUAUUGGCGUGCCAUUUUCUGAAGUUGGUCAUGACUUGAAUGUGAUUAAAACAGGAUGGCUUCAGACUUUAUGAGUUAUGAAAACUGUUUCCUCAAGCGACUAGUUCUUUGGAUUAUUUUGUAUUAAGAAUUUUAUGUAGUAUUUAUCCAAAUCCAAGCUCCAAAAAAUGUGCUACCUGCCAACACUAGAUUCCUGCUUACACCUGGACGGUACUACUUACGGCUACUCCCCCAAAACUGCUUAAGAAGGAAACUGACGCCCAUGCUAUAACUAAGGCAAUUUUACUAUUACCUUUCUAAGUUUAUUACAUUAUGUAUUUGUAAAAUAAAAUAUUAAGUAAUACCGGUAUUCUUGAUUAGAAUGAUGGACAUAAAAUAGGUUACUGAAGAAUCACGUCCCCUUGAGAAAGUGGACGUAUUUCCUGCCAAAACAUCAGACACUAACUUUAGGGGCUGUCUCAAAACUGCAUAAUGAUGUUUUCCCGCCAAAAUUAUUUAUUAGCUUUUGCUUUGAAAUGUGAACAUUUUAUGGCCUGUUUUAGACUUACACGCGUGUAUCUAAAUACAUUUACAAUGCUUAUACACCUGCGUUUAAGAAAAACAGGUUUCGUAAAUUCUGCCCUAUACCUUCAACUACAUACACAUUAACAAAAUUACAACCAAAUAAUUUUAAUUUACUAGUAUAAUUUUUUUUUAUUAUUGGAAAAUAUUUAAUGGACAACAAUCGGAAUUGGACGCGUUCAGAUGAUGAGGCAAACACUCCGUAACGCUAUGCCAGUUGAGAUUGUCGACAGGUUUACUGUCUUGGUGCAACUCACAAGUCCCUGACGGGUCUAUCCAUGAAACUUGUCAUGAGUUUAUGGAUUCGCCUAUGUUAUAAGAAUUGUUACGAUAAGGCAGGAAUUGGGUUGUACUGAACGCAACUCUGUAUACACAGUGUAUAAAUACACUAGUAUUUCGAUAUUCCCGAGUUAUUUAUGCAAAGAAUAUGCAUGGAAUGGAUUAAUUUGUAUUUAUAUAUUAAAAAGAAAUUAAAAAUAGCGAACUAUUACACUUAUAUUUAUGAUGUAGCACCUUUAAUUUUCUAGGAUCGAUCCCUGUCGGUAGACCCACUGGACUAUUUGUCGUUCCAGACAGUGCACCACGACUUGUAUAUCAAAGGCCGUAGUAUAUGAUAUCUAGUCUGUGCGAUGGUGUAUAUAAAA
Gigantopelta aegis is the source of this 4275-nucleotide messenger RNA. RefSeq lists its product as uncharacterized. The record is from RefSeq and is a predicted model, not a curated record. The coding region runs from base 108 to 1604 and encodes 498 amino acids. NCBI's taxonomy places the organism in Eukaryota, Metazoa, Mollusca, Gastropoda, Neomphalida, Peltospiridae. The transcript is spliced from 7 exons.